UGCAGAAGAAAGUAAUCUUAUUUUAGAUGAGGUUACUGGAGAGAAGGUGUCCAAAAAUGAGUUGAAACGCCGUAUCAAGCAACGAGAGAAAGAAGCGAAAAAACUGGCAUCAAAGACGGCCAACACUGACGUAGCGGCGAAACCUGCGAAAACAGAAAAUGAUGAGAACUCAGAAGAAAGCUUGAAUCCAAACCAAUAUUUUGAAAUUCGAUCAAAAUUUAUCAAAAAACUUCGUGAAACCCGUGACCCAAAUCCUUAUCCACAUAAAUUUCAUGUGGAUACUUCAAUUCCUACUUUUAUUGAAAAAUAUAGUCAUCUUGAACCUGGUCAACACUUAACCGAUGUAGUUCGAGUUGCUGGACGAAUUCACAACAAAAGAACUAGUGGUUCGAAGUUAAGAUUUUAUGAUUUACAUGGUGAUGGGGUUAAAAUUCAAAUCAUGGCUCAAGCACAAGAUUCUGAGCAAGAUUUUGCGGCGAUACAUGAUGUGAUGCGUCGUGGUGAUAUUGUAGGUGUGC
Racocetra persica is the source of this 518-nucleotide messenger RNA. The record is from the annotation of a GenBank genome assembly. NCBI's taxonomy places the organism in Eukaryota, Fungi, Glomeromycota, Glomeromycetes, Diversisporales, Gigasporaceae.